Messenger RNA from Acaulospora morrowiae, 126 nucleotides. NCBI's taxonomy places the organism in Eukaryota, Fungi, Glomeromycota, Glomeromycetes, Diversisporales, Acaulosporaceae. The record is from the annotation of a GenBank genome assembly.
GAGCUACUCUUUUACAAAGAUAGUUCAUAGAUUCGUGGAAGACGCUAGUUCCCUUGAGACAUUCCAUGUUCUUGUAUUGAACCAGAGAUUAACUGUUACUCAUGGCGGUCAUGAGACUAUUGAAAG